Messenger RNA from Prunus mume (Japanese apricot), 1399 nucleotides. Its product is annotated as aluminum-activated malate transporter 8-like. Gene Ontology annotation, biological process: malate transport. The record is from RefSeq and is a predicted model, not a curated record. NCBI's taxonomy places the organism in Eukaryota, Viridiplantae, Streptophyta, Magnoliopsida, Rosales, Rosaceae.
AUGGGUUCGAUCGUGAUAUCUAUUCCAGCAGAUGUUGAGCUUGCUCUUCCCAAAAAUAUUGGAGAGAAAGAGGAGCCCAAACCUUCUAUUUUUGCCACCAUUGUUUCCAAUCUUAGAAAACUUCAGAAAAGCCAGCAGGAUAUGAGAAAGCUGCUUCACAGCGUCAAGGUUGCAACUGCACUGGUUUUGGUCUCACUUCUCUAUCUUCUUGACCCUCUCUAUGAGCAAGUUGGAGAUAAUGCCAUGUGGGCUAUAAUGACGGUCGUCGUCAUCUUUGAGUUCUACGCAGGUGCUACACUUAGUAAGGGUUUAAAUCGUGGAUUGGGAACAAUAUUAGGAGGCGUUAUGGGGUUCUCAGCUGCAACUUUUGCUCAAGAAGUUGGUGGAAUGGGCAAGGGCAACGCCAUAAUUGUUGGUUUUUCUGUGUUUAUCUUCGGUGGAGCUGCAACAUAUUCUAGAUUGAUCCCAAGGAUUAAGAAAAGAUAUGACUAUGGAGCCAUGAUCUUCAUCCUCACCUUCAAUCUGGUGGUUGUGUCUGGUUUACGUGCCGAAAAUGUGUUGGAAUUAGCUCGCGAGCGGCUUUCAACCAUCGGCAUGGGAUUUGCCGUUUGCAUCUUCAUAAGCUUGCUGGUGUUCCCCACAUGGGCCAGUGAUGAGCUUCACCACUCUACAGCUCAUAAGUUCCAAGACCUUGCAGACUCAAUUGAAGGAUUCUUGGAGAGUUAUUUUAGAUUGGACACAGAAAAUUUGAAGGAUGACCAGCCUAGUGCCAUUUCCAGUAGUUGCAAAUCGGUGUUGCACUCAAAGUCAAAGGAUGAGUCUCUGGCAAAUUUUGCGAAAUGGGAACCAUGGCAUGGAAAAUUUGGUUUCUUCUACCCAUGGAAUAAGUACCUACAAGUUGGAGAGCUUCUUAGAGAGCUAGCUACCAUGGUUCUUUCCCUCAAAGGCUCUCUUCAAUCUCCUAGACAGCCCUCGUCGAGCCUGAGGCAGUCAGUGAAAGAGCCAAGUGAAGCUGUAGGGUUGUCACUUGCAUGGAGCCUGAGAGAGCUUGGAGAGAGCCUUAUGAAGAUGAGAAGGUGCCCUCAAGAGAAUGUGAUAUUGCCCAAGUUGAAGUCAAUGAGACUGGAGCUGAGCUCCAUGGUGUCUCAAGUUUCUAACUUUGGACCUCUAGAGAAUGUUGAAGGACUUGCAAUUGCAAGCUUUGUGUUCUUGUUGACAGAGAUGCUUGAGAAAGUGGAAGAAUUGGCAAAGGAGGUUGAAGAACUUGGAGAGCUUGCUGGCUUUCAUUCUAAAUAGCUAUAGCUAUAUAUAUAUGGACUUAAUUUUCUUAACUGUGGUAUUUGCCAAUUUUGGGCCUGGAAAAAUUCUACACCUGUGAUCUAAAAAUAUGGGAGACUUG